UCCUGUUGGCCAAGCUCUCCCAGGGCUCCGACCAGCUCCGGAUGCAGACAUGGCCAACGAGACCAACGCCUCCACCCUGUACGACAGCUACGAGUACUACCUGGACUACUUGGACCUCAUUCCCGUGGAUGAGAGGAAGCUGAAAGCCAACAAAUAUCUGAUUGUCAUCGCCUUCUGGGUGAGCCUGGCAUUUUUCGUCAUGCUUCUCUUCCUCAUCCUGCUCUACAUGUCCUGGUCAGGCUCCUCACAGGUGAGGAACAACAACCAGCACCACCCAAUAUGCCCCUGGAGUCACAGCCUCCACCUCCCACUCUGCAUCCGGAGACACCCCACAGGAUCCAUGGAGCUCGGGCGAGGAACCAGGGAGCAGAGUAUCCAGCCCUGAGCAGUGGUUGUGGCCAGGAGCCCCUCCGACUUGCCCCACUCUGCCCCCCCCAGACCCACCCUGCUCUCCUCCAGGACUGACCUUCGAUGGGGGACCCCCACAGCAUCAGCUGACAUCCAGAACAAGCGGGGCGAGCCUCCACCUGGAGACAGAACCUCUCAAUCAUAGAAUUGACAUCAGCAAAUCGGUGAACUCAAACCAACCAGGACACCGAAGUGCCUUCGCAAAGCCUGCUUGCAUGUAGCAGGAAGGGCAACUAGGCCAGAUGUACUCUCCAAGGGAGCACGAAUAUGCAUUAUCCGGGGCCUGCAGGACCCAUCCUAGCACAGGGAAGUAGCCCUAGAUAUUGCUGAUUUUUAGUGCCUUUUACCUGCAUACUUACUCUUUGUGUUCACUUUGGGAAGGGUCGAAAAUAAAACAUACAUGAAUUAACUC
Molecule: messenger RNA, 820 nt
Organism: Nyctereutes procyonoides (raccoon dog)
Lineage: Eukaryota; Metazoa; Chordata; Mammalia; Carnivora; Canidae
Gene: MRAP
Product: melanocortin 2 receptor accessory protein
Exons: 3
Coding region: 50-385 (111 amino acids)
Biological process (GO): regulation of adenylate cyclase-activating G protein-coupled receptor signaling pathway; protein localization to plasma membrane
Cellular component (GO): plasma membrane; endoplasmic reticulum
Molecular function (GO): signaling receptor regulator activity; type 4 melanocortin receptor binding; type 1 melanocortin receptor binding
Source: RefSeq, a predicted model, not a curated record